Entrophospora candida is the source of this 387-nucleotide messenger RNA. Lineage: Eukaryota; Fungi; Glomeromycota; Glomeromycetes; Entrophosporales; Entrophosporaceae. The record is from the annotation of a GenBank genome assembly.
AAAUUACCACUUUCAAUUUCUUCUCUUCUUGCAACCACAACAAAUCAUAAUAACAACACCAUAAUUACUGCUAAUCCUGGCACCACCACUGCAUCAUUACCUACACUGAUCAAGUUUUAUAAAAAUCUAUACGACCCAAUUUACAAUACUCGAUCAGAAUCAUCUGAUUGGCUUAAUGUUUUAUUGGCUCAAAUCAUUUGUCAGUAUAGAGAUGAUGCGAAAACUGAUAAUAGCCUAAUUCGUUAUGUGGAUGGAAUAUUAAAUGGUGGUGAGAAGCCUAGCUUUCUAGGCUCAAUUAAAGUUACAAGACUUGACCUAGGUGAAGAUUUUCCAGUUUUUAGUAAUGCAAGAGUAAAACCAAUUGAUAAUUCUGGAAGAAUGGUAUGA